This is a messenger RNA of Amoebophrya sp. A25, 13216 nucleotides long. NCBI's taxonomy places the organism in Eukaryota, Dinophyceae, Syndiniales, Amoebophryaceae. The record is from the annotation of a GenBank genome assembly.
CAAGUAGCCAGAAGCGUCCGAUUCCAAACCGGGAUCCUCGAACCCAACAGUGUUCUACUUCUAGUAGCAAAGGAGCACUUCUGAAUCCGCAAGAGCUACAGCAAGUAGUGGAAAACGUGGAAAACGUGGAGGACGUGGCCUCUUGCUCAUCGGCAACUGGAGCUGUUGUGGUGGAGCGAGACGUGGCCUCUUGCUCAUCGGGUACUGGAGCUAUCGUUGUUGAAGGCUGUCUCCAAAAGACAAAGAGUUCGGAGAAAAUGCGGCUAGAUGUCGAGAAGAAGCCAGACACGUACCGCCAUCGGCAGUAUCGUGUCGUAGAAUUACCUAACAAGCUGCGCUUGGUCCUCAUAUUAAGAUUUUUGUUGAUAUCUUCCUUGUCUUCUUCCUGGUUCUUUACGACCCACCUCGUAGAAGUUGUUGUAGUAGAAGAUACAUCCACCACCUGUGUGACCGAUACACCACCUCGUAGUUGUUGUAGUAGGUAUACUUACAACUUUGAUUUUUGCAGAAAUAGGUAUACUUACAAGAACUUUGAUUUUUUCACCUACAGGAGCAGGUGCAGUGCUCGACCUCUUUUCUUCCUUCUUUCUACUGUAAGGGAGAUAGGCGGAUAGGCCCUGAAGAUCUAACGACGUAUCCCAUCCGUAUCGCUGGUAGAAUUGACAUUAUCCUUACCCUUUUAUAUCAUAUACAUAGUCAUUUUUAAGUAGAGUUAUGUGAGUUCCACUACUCAAAGCCAAUCCAUUACCAUAGCCCAAGACACCUAGCAGAGGAAGAACGUGGAUACCAGUGCCGAAUUACUUACUAGUGGAUGUAGAACGCACGACUACUUCACACAUAAUAAUCUUACAUCUGGGGGACAUUUUUUCUAUACUAUAAAUGACAUUAUCCGUUCCUAUUCUUUGAGCCGUUUUCUAAUCUCUUCUGACCCAAAUGCGGACAAGGCUUCCAUUGCGGUGUCGGUGAAAGUUGGCAGUCUCUGCGAAAAACCCUAUAAUUACGGCUAAGCCCCUGAGCUCACGUGGAGACUCCUGUUAAACCGGUACUGCCUGGAAGUAGAUUAUGUGGCAGUAGUACUGCGCCCAGUUGUACUUGCGCAAGUAUUUAUACGGGAUUUAAAUUUGAUAUUCACGGGACAGAUUUUUGCGGGUAGCUCUAAUAGAAGACGGACGGCCUAGCACAUUUCUUGGAGCAUAUGCUGUUUCUGGGGACAAAAAAGUACCCAGAAGAGGAAAGCUACAAGAAGUUCUUAACCAAAAUUACGGUUUAAAAUGACAUUGACAAAUCUACUGUAAUUUCAAUCUGGAAGGGGAUGCAUAGAUUCUGAUCCGUGGAGCACACGACCACUACAAGAUAUGAUACAUAAUUACACAUCAGAGGUAGUCUUCACACAAGAACUACAUGUGACAACAUCACAGUCCCCUCACUCCUCUAGCUCUAACGAAAACGGAGGUGGUUGCAACGCUAGCACGAGUGACGACUGGACGAGGUACCAUCUCUACGUUGCGCCACCGCACCUGGAAGAAGCCGUAGACAGAAUUUCCCAAUUCUUCCUACAUCCGUUGCUUGACGCCGAUUGUACAGAUAGGGAGAUGCACGCGGUAGACAGCGAGCACAAGAAGAACCUACAGAAUGAGGCAAGGCGAGCGUUGCAGGUCUUUCGCAUAGUUAAGGGUCGUUCUUGGAACAAGUUGACCUAUGUAUAGUAUCAUUUAAGAGCAUGAUGAGCAUCUUUAUGGCUUUCCUACUUGAAGAAGGAAAGCCAUAGAGAUGCGAGCUAGAGAUGCCAACUCUUCAUCACACCUCUAAUAUAGAGGCGGACCAAACGCAUCCUCUGAACCACUUUCGUACGGGUAGCCUCGAGACACUGAAGAAGGAUGACAUUCGUGACGUUCUGCUCUCUUUCCACCAAGACUUUUACAGUGCGAACUUGAUGGGCGUGGCUGUCUUGGGCAGAGAAUCCUUGGACGAGUUGGAAGCAAUGCUAACGACCAAAAGCAGGUUCGAAGAUGUAGUCAAUAAAGUUAAGCAGAACAACUAUGGGGUCCUCGGAGUGAGUAAAUAUCUUCAACAUGAGACAGCUUGUAGUUCGAAGAGGUAGUCAAUUUGUUCCUCGUAAGGUGCUGGCUCGUACAUUUUUAGUAUUUGACAGCUCCUUCGUAGUUUUCAUCUCCUAUCGACUUGGAGACGAGUGCAUGCUAGUUGUACAACCGACGUUUCGUUCUCACCUCCAUCUUCUAUGCUACUUGGAGAGAGACAGUACGUACCCCAUGACUGGGUAGAUUAUUAUUAUUAUUAUCUCUCUCCGAGCACUUCUCUGAGGCAAGCACAGGCCUCGGCCGCCUCUGAUGAGAAGACCUCCAGGGCUGUUGGACGACACGCGGCGCCUAGAAUAGACGGAUCCUACUUAGCUUGGCCAUUACUAUAAUUCUGUACUUAUAUACCCUUUACCUAGCCUUACUUUUUCUUCCUAGUGAGCUUGGCUCCACCCGUAUUAUUAUCUCUCUCUAAGAAAUACGUGUCACUACCAGAGAUGCCAUUCGCGUUUGGAUCCACUUAUGCGGUGAACCGCAUCGCGCCUAAACUCUCGGAUGGUACAACGACUGAGUCCUCUCCCGCGAAGAAUAGUGGUCGGGUCGACCAGAUUGCGAAGCACGUGUAUAGAUACUACUCUGCCGAACAAAUGCAAACCUGAAUUAACUGACCAUAAUAAUUAAAAAGUCUUUCCUACCUCUCGAAUGGGUACACUACUACUACUACUACUCUAUUAUUUAAUAUGUUUUCGAAAACGAAAAGAGUAUCACUAUUUCCAAAUUUUCACCUAAGAAUACGCAAAGUGUGUGAGGACAUCUUCUACAGAACAACUUCCAAUCUUAUUAUGAAGAAUAUUACAUUUCUACAUCACUUCAUGAAUAGGCACAUCGAUCAAUCAAUCAACAUCAGGAACAGCGGUCCUCUGAUGUCGCUACCGGUUGAAGUUGGGAUCGAGCCAGUAAAGGAAGAGAGAUAUUUCGCCUUUCAAUUUUUCACGCCUGAGCAGGAGAAGUUUUGGAGAGAAAAGACCGAUGGAUUUUUUAUGGGAGUCAUGAUGUUUUCCAAAGUUUUACACCUCAUGGUGAAAAGACCGAUGGAUUCUUUAUGGGAGUCACGAGGAGAGUGUUGAGUGCGUCACGUCUACACACCUCACGGCCUGCUACUCCUCUUCAAGAUGCAGUAAUCAGGGACUGUACGACUGCCAACUUCUUGACACACGCAUCCUGUGCAACUUGUUAACCCUCUCGCCAUAUUCAUCUUGUUGAUAGAUCGCGUUAUUAACCAUAACUUCGUUCCUAAAGAGUAAGAGAUGGCCCUUGUUCUAACAUCUGGGGGCAUGUUUUAGGCUACGAGGGACCUGGGUCACUGCUUUCCUACCUGAAAAACGAAGGACUUGCAACGGGGUUGUCUGCAGGUAUGUACUAUGAUGGCGGAGGCACUGGCCUUUUCCAAGUGCGUAUUGCAUUGACCAAGGAGAAAGUUACGGACUCUUGUUGUGAUAUUUGAUUUGGCUACCUCAUGUAGAAAAAGGCGGGAACAAAAGCUAUGCUCUUCAUUCUUUCUUACACGAAGGCAGCACUAGCAGUCUGUUUUCUUUCAGGCUUAUGCAGUUGACGAAAGAGAAGUACUCGGAUCCAUGAUAUGCAACAUGUACUGAAUUUGGUUCUACUGAGUAGCCAACCACGUCUGUCUCUUUAUUAGGCGGGCCAGAACCUAACCUAACCUAAGGAAAGCUAAAAAAGCGCUUCUUCUUCUAACAAGUGCGUCGCGAGUCUGGAGAGAAUCGGGGAUCUGUUUUUCAACUACCUGGUCAUGUUGCGGAAAGACUUAAUAGAAGAGUAUCAUCGCAGAAGCGGUGGAUCAUCGUAUGAGACAGGGAAAUCGCAUUAUAAUACAACUCAGAAUCUUUUUCUUUAUCUCCUUAAUACUUUGCUUUCUCAACGAGUCAUUUACGUAAAUGGGCAUGGCACCCAAACUAAUAGACUCAUUGAGGAAGAAGGAAACUUCUGUGCUUAUUAAUUUCUUGAAGAGACACGCAGCUCCGAAACCGAAUAGGUGGAGCGACUAAAUGAACGACUCAUGAUUAUGAUUCAGAUCAUUAUGCAAGGUUAACGGUAACUCAAGCAGUGACUGGCGCCCACAUAUAUUUUUGAAUUAUUAGACUCUCUCAGUGACGAUUUUCCUUUCAUGAUGGAGAUGGUUCGGAAUCUAUUCUCGCACGAAUUUGGAGGGAGCGGAAAGACUUAGCGGAAUUGAGAUUUCGAUACAGAGGAGUUGCAGACCCAGUAGACUCUGUGUUGUCAGCUAGUCGGAAUGUUCUUCUCUAUCCUCCCGAAGAGCUCCUGGCAGGUGGAACGUUGGUCUACGAGCCGAUGAAUGCAGUACGGAUAUUAUUAAGACUCGCACUCGCUGCUACACUCACUACCCCUCCUCCACUCGCACUGUGAGCUACGUUCAUUUCAUAGCACUCGCACAUCGACCCGAGGAUGAUGAUCAUGUUCUAGAACUAAAUACUAGCACAACAAGGGAUACAACUGGGCCGAGGAUGAUGAUCAUGUUCUAGAACUAAAUACUAGCACAACAAGGGAUACAACUGGGCCGAGGAUGAUGAUCAUGUUCUAGAACUAAAUACCACCAUCAUCAUGUUCUAGAACAUCACUAUCAUCAUCUUCGUUUUCAUCCUAUUCCUGCUAAGGGAAGUCAAGUUCUAGACGAGGAUCAAGAUCCUCAAACUCUAGCAAAUCAAAAGGAUGCAAUUGUCUUGUCCUAUGUAUAAGUAUUAGAAUUGCGUUUGCCUCACAACCAUUCUUCAACGAUGCGCGUGUUUCCACAGCCUUUCAUUCAAGUAAAGAAAGAUACAAAUACUGCGUCAAGGAUGAUGUUCUAGAAAUUCGAAAAGUUGAAAAUAGGCUCUUUCUCUUUUUCUAAUGUUGGAGUUUUUCGAUUUUUUUCGCUUAGACAAUCUGCGACUCGUGCGUUUUCAUCGCGGGAGCACGACAACUCCGCUCGUCAGAGAGCAGGUGGAACAACCGCCAGUGCUAGAAGAGCAACACUUUGUUACGGCGUCAUCCUGGUUAACCUCUUAUUUGUAGAAGCUUUGCUUGUUGUCAUGAAGCAGUUGAAUCCUCUUACCAUAUCCAUCCUUCGGGAUAUUUUCCGUCUUGACCAUGAUGAACUUCGGUCAAAGGGAAAUUUCUGUCGAUCAUCCGGUGCUUGAAGCGCAGGGCUGAGGCAGGAGCUACUCUAAUUCUAAUUAUACUUUUAAUUCAUAAACAGAGAUAAGUAUCAUGACAAAUGACAUUUUUGUAGAACAGGCAGUGGAGACGGCCUCUAAUUUCGGAGUAAAAUACCGGAAGCCUCAGCCGUUACCGGAAACCUUGCUGCAGCGCUGGAAGAAGAAAGAUGAUGUUUUGGAAAGGUAUAGGAUGAGCACAACUACAAGUGGGACCUCCACAACUGGAACCUCCGCAGGGACGACAAGUGGAAGAGACUCAGCGAUGUUAAAGUUAAGGGUUGAAGCAUUUCAGGACAACUCUACAUGUUUGCCGAUCCGGUGCUUAAAGCGCCCGGCUGAGGCGGGAGCCAAUCUAAUCUAAUCUUCAGACUUGACCAGGGUCGUUAGGGUUACACAUGCGGCACAUGACCAUGACCAUUUUCCCUCAGCAACACACUGUUGGAAUGGUAGGAGUACUACUCGGGAUGCCAGUCGAUCAAAUUUCUCUUAGAAGCGUUGCUAGUUAGUAAAAAUGAAAUGCUUGCUCAACCUUUAAUUAAGUCGAUGACGGCAGAACUGGAGAUUCCUUCUGAAUUUUUCGUCAUGCGAAGAAAUGACUUCGUUCCCACGAAUUUCGACCUGGUACCUGCACAAGAGAGCAUCGGCUUCCGAGCUCCUUCUACAGGCUCCUCGGCAUUAAGGCUAGUUGAAACGGUAAGUAACUAAUCUUUGUUUGAAUUUUUGUGCAUUUUGCAACCAGGGACAAAAAAGAAUGGACUCUAAGAACUUCGUCUAGCUUCCUCAUCGUCUGACUUCGGUUGAUGUUACUUAGGUCGUCGUCGUGCGUCUUGAUCUACUUUCCUAACAACCACCUGGUAAAAAAGAAUAAACAAGUCUAACUUGUUCGUUUUUUAUCUUUUGUUUAGGUUGGACCAUGAUAAAUUGACCUGGAUAGUACCAUGCAUAUAUAAAGAUAAACAUCUUCGUGAACGCCAUAUCAUGUUUAUGUAAACGAUUCAGGUUUCUAUAGACAAGACGUUCCCACUCUUGACUUAUAAUGGAGAGACCCCCACCACCGCCACCACCACCACGACCGCCACCACCACCACGACCGCCACCCUUUCGGCCCACCCCCUAUCUCUUUCUCUAAGGUGAGCAGUAGAGCCCUUUUGGCCCGUCCCUCCUUAUCACGAUGACGAAGCGCUUCUGCCGACAUUCGAGAAAUUACAAGUGCAAGGAGGACAUCACAACACUGAAGGAGCAACGGAAUUUGCGAAAUGGAAAGAAGACUUAUCUAUGCUGUACUUAAGGCCUCGUCCACUACUCCGAAACCGAAUACUUAAUCUAAAAAAUCUUAUAAACAUUCUCUAAUUUUUCGGGUACCUCCCGGACAAGAAGAGGUAAGCAAGGAAUCCGAAUCAACCGCGACUUCAACAGGAGGCUAUCGGCUUUUUUUCAAGGAGACGCUGUAUCCCUAUGAGGAGCCUCGGUUGUAUGCGAAAGUGAACAUCUACUCGGAUUUCGUUGCUCAGGAUUUGGAUACAUAUUGUAGGACGCUGUUUUUCGUACAGACGGUGCUGGAGCGAUUAAAUGAAGAGUUUUACGACUCAGAAAUUAGCGGAUUGGAUUACGAUAUCGUCACACAUGCAUUUGGCGGCCUAACCUUGUUCGUGGGGGGAUACAUUAAGGCCAGUCAGGUGGGUCAAUUAUAGUGAUGGACCCAAGAAACCAGCAACGAACCCUACUCAUCAUCGCAGGUCUUGCUAAUUGGCAGUUUGUUCGUAAAUGUGCCUGCUUUGUGGUUCUGGUCAAGGAGAUUUAGUACUAUGCUCGUGAGAAGUGCUGUGCCAAUUAUCCCUCUUUGAGAUCAGUCAACGGGAUACAACAAAAAAGGGGACAGGAAGGGAAUCCUCCACUCAUAGUGCAAGAAAUAUGGGGUACGUACUGACUUCUUUCUGGCGCUUCUAAAUAGAGCGACAAAUUGGUCACUCUGUUCGAGCAAUUGGUGAAACGGUUUGUUCAAGUACUACCGGAAGCCCUAGGAGAAGCGGCGGCCGGCGAAGUCGAGACUUCUUCAAAUGGUGUUAAGUCUUGGCCCCUAUUAAAUCUAGACGAUGCAGCAUGAAGAACCUCCAAUGAGAGUACUUAAUAGCUGUUAUAUUACCCCACGAUUGGGGACAAUUUACUACUUGUACUACAAGUACUACUUCCUAUUUCAUCUUACUUGAUCUUUAAGCUGUUCUCCCAUAUUAGGGAGAGAAUGAUUAAUAUAAUCUCGCAUCUUCAGUAGUUAGUUGUACAGCUUAGAGAUGUUCUCCUUGGGAUGGUAGAGUGGCAAAACAAUCCAGCCUGACAUACGAGCUGUAGUAGUCUAAUUCAUCUUCCAAUCCUUUCCAAUAAAUCGAGCUGCAGUAGUCUAAUUCAUCUUCCAAUCCUUUCCAAUAAAUCGAGCUGCAGUAGUCUAAUUCAUCUUCCAAUCCUUUCCAAUAAAUCGAGCUGCAGUAGUCUAAUUCAUCUUCCAAUCCUUUCCAAUAAAUCGAGCUGCAGUAGUCUAAUUCCUCCAAUCCUUUCCAAUAAAUCGAGCUGCAGUAGUCUUCCUCACCAAUCAAUCAAUCGAUUCCAAAUCCAAUCCAAGUCUAAUUCAAGUAGCAGUGACUAUUCGAAGUUAGCCGCCGCAUUGGAGGUUUUGAAGGAGCGGAAGAGGAAAAACUGGUACAAUUCUGCCUUUAAGAAGCAGCCUUUAGUUACGGCAGAACUGUACCAGUACUUGCCUGCAGAAGGAAGAGCCGGCAAGGGAAUAGGAACUCAGGGAGCUCAAGAAUACAGUGUAUUUCUAGUACAACAUCAACAGGUCAACAUCUUAAAUUUUGAUGAGAACUGAGCUCUUCUAAUGUAGAGGUAGCCGGUGAGAUGGUGGACGAGGCUAUUUCGGCAAAUGACUAUCCGAUGAAGGACAUGUACAACUGGUUACUGGCAAUUAAGGCUACCGCUGAAGCAUGUCGAUCCUUAACACCAGCAUCCUUGGAUCGCCUUUUUCUACUGGAAAAAGAAGCGGCGCCCAAGGAUCAUGCUCUCAAGGCGGCUGCGAACGUGGUAGCUCUAAGGCAAAGCAGGACUCACUGACCGUAGAGAGUUUACGAGAAACGCAGAGCGCCUUGUUCGAAAAAACUGCGGCUAUUGGAGAAGGCUUAGUAUUAAGGGUUUCUAUAUUACAUCCGCCACUAACAUCCUUGGCCUUUUUUCAAGUAGAAAAUAGGUGAAGAAUGUUGUGACGAAUGUAAUGUGGAAGCCUUUAGUAGGAGAGGGAAAUCUCAGGACUCAAGAUGUCACGAGAAUAUCACAGGUCUUGAAAACCUACCUGCCGUUGGGGAAUCCGCUAUCGAAGAGCAGAAACAAAUAUGGCUUGUUAGGUUGUCACGUGGUUCGUCAAUGAGUGAAUGAGUAAUAUACUCAAAUGCCUUUCAUAUAAUGUUCUCGGCACUUUUCUCGUCUAACUUAGUACCAGUUAAAAUAUAUUUUAGUACCAGUGAGAAUAUAUUUUAUAUAGUCGGCUGCGCUACAAGUUGCACCUCUCUAAGGGAAGUCUUCCCUCCCUCGUUACUUCCUGUAUUUCCCUCGCUCUUCCUCUAUAAUUGUGUGCUCGUUUUGAUCAUUUUUCUAGCGCAGGGGUAGCUCUAAUCUUCAUGCUAGUUGCCGUCUAGUCCUUUGAUCAUUUUAGUAGAAAGCAGAGCCUGAUUCCGUUCUUGGCGCUUUCCUAUAGAAGUACCCUUCUCACCAAAAAGAAAUCGGAUAAUUCUUUCAUAUUGAAGAACAGGGCGUGGUAGAGUCCGCUGCAUCGCAAGCAGAACUACCUGGUUUUCGCAAGGGUGUACGGACGAUUCAAAAAGUUAAGGCUAGUUUUCACUAUCCCCUGUGGAGUACUAUGCUGAGUAGAGUCCCUUUAAUACAAAUCAAGGCGAAACCAAAGGAAGCGAAAAAGGGCACCUUCUACUCACUCAACCACCAGGCAUACUAGUCGUGAAUUCACUAGCGCUAAAAAAGAGAGUCGUAUCGUUACUGCCAGUCCAAAUCCCAACGAUCCGAAUAGUGCGACCGUCUUGUAUCUGCAAACAGGAGCUUAUUGUCGGCAAAAAAAUCUAGUCCAUCACCAGCGAGCAAUUAAGGCUAGAAGACACUCAGACUCACUAUUUGUCUAAUUCGGUGUGAUCAUGGUGUGAGGAGGAGCAAGAAGAAGCAAGUGAGACUCACUUCUCCACGAGAGAUGUGGAUGAUGUACCGAAAACUGAAAAUAACCGAGUUACUGACUGAAAUAUGGGAGGUAGCUUUGACAGGGCUACUCUUCCUUUUUCAGUAUCUCGCUUAUUUUCAGUAGUUACUCGCUUAUUUCAGUUUUUCGAAUAGUUUUUUCGCGCCUAUUUUUGAAGGAAAGUAAUCCUGGCACUUCUCAUUUCAAUGGAAAAAAUGCCAGGAUGGUCUGCCUCUAGGUAGAGCGGGGAAAAAUAAACAACUACAACAUCCAUAAAAGACAGAUCAUAGCCGUGAUGAUCAUACCUAGUCGUCAUAGUGAGAACAGUGUCCUCUAGCGUUAAAGCGAGUAUUCGCUCAGCACGAUUUUCGUCAUCGGCGACUGAAGAACGAGACUCGUUUUUUGAAGUAGAGGACGAAAGAAAAUUGGUCAAGACGCGAGUUUUGAAUAUGCUGUUGUGCCAGAUGCUAGGACAGCCUUUUUUCGCAGACUUAAGAACCAAUUACGGCUGCUGUAGUCUUUCAGUAUCGUCCCAUGUUGUUUUUGUUGCUGUGAGGCUUGGACACUGAAUGAGAGCAAGUUGCUUACUAGUGUUUGUUUCAUCAAGAUUAGAAAUUUUACAGAGACAAAAAACCUUCUAAAUCAUCAAGAGGGUCCGCUCUAGGUAACGGACGGAUAUCAAAAAACCGCAGAUACGCAUGUAAUUGUAAAACACUCAACUACGGUAUGGAUAUUAUAUCUAAACGUAUACCCGGCUCUUGAUAUCAGACUCGGAAUCAUAUCCGAAGAUAAUGAAAAGUAUUAAGUACUACCUCUAAGGCAAGCAGCAACUAGGGUACCUCGUUUCGGCCAGAGCAGACUUUGUGAAUGGAAUGACAGGAUUGGCUUUCCGAGUUCAAAGUUCGAAUACGAAAUGCCACGACUUGGAACAAAAGAUUGCUACGUUUUUCUUAUGGAACAGAUCUUGUGAACCCCUUACUUAUCUUUUGUAACCGAACCCCAAAAGAGAAGUUACUACUGCGUUUUUCUUGAAAACCCCUUACCUCAAGUAGUGUUGUAUGCUAUUAUUUUGAAGGGAGAAGUUGAACUUGAACUGAAGAAUACUGACUCCACCGCUUAACUUUUAAACGAGUCCUCGUUUUUAAUUACGCAGAGUUUUUUUCUUCAUGCCGAUAAGGACGAGCAUUAGUUCCACCUUAUUACUAUUAGGGGAGUUGUUUCUCCUUAGGGACGAGCAUUAGUUUCUUGUGUUAUUCUCAUGGGAUACCACGUCGUGGUUUCUUAUGGGAAAAGAGAUGGGGGAUACCACGAGUAGUUCCUCCUUAGACUAGUAGCGAUGAAGAGUACUUAGUAGUAAUGACUUGUCCCGAUAAGUCAUUUCUACUAGGGAUAGAGUUCUUUCUACUAGAGGAGUAGUCUUCAUUGACUAAUACUCUAAGGAGUAUUCAUCAAUACCACGAGUCCUAAGAGUUUUCCUAAUGGUUGUUGUUGUACUUGUACUUUCUCGUACAGGAAUGUUAAGUGUUUAUAGUAGGUGGAGUACGUGGUUUUGCGCUGUUCUCUUUGCUUCAGCGCUUCCUUUGUGCUAGUCUAACAUUCGAGAACUUCGAGAAGGACAUCUUGUUGCAGAAAACAACCGCAGAAUUCGAGGAGUUCAAACGCGGCGUGGUGUCCAAGUUGCAGGAGCGUCCUAAAAAACUCUUAUGAAAGAGACAGGUACAUGAAUGAAAUGAAUGAAAGAUGCAGAAGCAGAUGGAGUUUGACAUCAACAAACCGAGAGAGAAAAAGUUUUGAAACUCUUCUGGGCAUCUUGAUGUUGUCACGCUCACGUCGAUUCGUCCUGUGUGUAGCUGCUAUAUACCUAUUUUUAGGGACGCACAGAACAGAACAGAGGUAGUACCUGAGUGGAUGGAUUUCUAUGUCUAUCUAUCUCACUUAUUUAGAAAAUUCGUAUUUUGAUACUCUACCAAGGGCCGAAGCUCCUGUUGUGAUUUAGAAAGAUGUACGUACUACUUUUUUUAAUUGUUGUUCAUCUUUGUGCUGGCUCCUUCUAUCAUCAAUUGUAACAGGUGGAUGACGAAUCAAAAUAUCCUUAUGAAUAAUAGUUCGUUGCUUCUUCUGGUUUUCCUUUUCUCAAUCAUCGUAUCUUUCAACUUGAUCUUGAUGAUGUGGCAUUAGGCUUCCUAUAGUGAUAGACUCCUCUAAACCAGGCACAAGAAUUUGCAAGAAAUUGGGCAGAGAUAUCGUUCCGAAGUUUCAAUUUCGGUUGGCGACAAGUGGCGAUUGCCCUGUUAGCGGACAUAAAAUUCGACGAGUUCCUGUCCUAUUACCGAGCGGAAGUGAUGGGGAAUUAUGAAAGAGAAAAAUGUGAAUCACAAUCAAUUGUGAAGAAAAGUAGACCGAAGAGGUUCCCUCAUUCACUCAUUUACCUGCUCGAGAGGUUUUGUCCGUUGUGGUGCUACUACCUCGAAGUGCCUUAAUUGAGGGGGGCAUGGAAAAGUUGAAGCUUCAACAGUUAUUUAGAGUAGUAGUCUUCCCAUACACUCUAAUUCUAUUAGAAUUACUUUCGAGAGUUCGUUCGCUAAGCUUAACUACCUCCUUCCUUCUCCUUCUUGAUCUUCAUCUCCUUCUUGAUCUUGAGGAUAUCUAUUCGACCUUCUUCUUGAUAUCUAUCCUAGUAAGCUCUUGCAUCUAUUCGAUCUCCUUCUUGUUGUGUGGGUUUCGCGCCGUAGUGCAAAAUUUGGGCCACGAACUGAACCGGCGGCAAGUUUCUGUCUGAUGUGGCGAAGCAAUACCCUCGCCGCGCUAGACCCGUCCGGCGGCUCAUUUUCAGUGUGGUCGUGUUCGCUCUGGCAUCUUUCUCAAUGAUGUUCUCUUCGAUCUCCUUCUUAAUCCUAUUACUAGCGGGAGAUAGCUCCUUCUCAUCUACCCUCUAAGAAUUGGCAAAGCUGUGGGUGCACGUCUUAGGACCAGAUGAAGUUGGGACCCAAAAAGUUCUCAACGAGACGGAUCACGACCUACUUUUAUGAUUCAUUCGUAAAGAUGAAGGAUAAAGAUAUUCAGUAGAAGAUAAUAAUAUUCCGUAGAAUUAUGAUAAGCGGGUAGAACUCGUCAGGGAAAUCUUAGGCAGCUCGCCGAAUGGAUUCAAAUAAUCAGAGCGAUAGAUAAUACAUAGUGUCUAAUUAUAUGAUUUAGGUAACAGGAACUUGUACAACAUAAGGAGCAACAUCAAGACAUGUGGUGAGUAGUUAUGCGCUGAGCAGGCACAAAACUCCUAGUCCUAUUCCAUGCGCUUGACCUUCGUGGAGGUCCUCCUCUCUAAUCUGCGGCAAGACGGAGCUGCAUCUGAGCGAGGAAUACGAGCAGUUGGUGAACAAUUUGCUCCACAGUCAGUACGAAUAACUUACCAGAGCGGGAGAGGAACUUAGAUGAUUAAGUUGAAGCAUGACCACAGAGGGACACACACAUGACAGCUACGAAUGGAUUUGCUAAUAUACGUCGAGUAGAACUUGUUAAGUAGCUGUAAACAGAGGAACAAAACCUCCUGCGGUUCUUGUUUGUAGCGCUUGCCUAGAUUUGCACUUCAUACUCAACAUGAUAUCCGACAAUUUUAUCAUGAUUCGCGAGACACAAGCCCACAACAACGUCAACCGGUUGGUGGACGAGGGGUCAGCACAACAUCAUGUGAUCGAAGAGGGAGAGGCGUGUUCGUUAUUUUUGGC